AUGAAUCUCAUUUCUAUCUUGGUUAAUAACGAAAACCCGAAACCUGGUCAAAUGUGGUUCAAAUGCUCUCCGCUUGGAGUCAACUCCUUGAGAAGCAUGCUCAAGAACAUGAUAAGAGAUUCGGGCCUAGAAACAGAUAAAAAACUUGUAAAUCACAGCACAAGAAAGCAUUUGGUUCAGAAGCUGGUUGAUCAUGACAUACCGCCAAACGAAAUCAUUCAGAUCACUGGACAUAAAAACGUUAACUCUUUAAACAACUACUCAUCUUUAUCGGACAAGAAACAGCAGCAGAUUUCCGCUGUGUUGUCUAAUGCUGCCAGUACCAGCCAAAGCUUGUCAGCCGUAUCUGUUGAAGAGAAUACUAAAGCGGAAAGCUUUUUCUCGGGUGCAACUUCGGGACGUUUAUUUCAAAAUUGCCAAAUCGCAACGGUAAAUGUCUAA
Messenger RNA from Porites lobata, 441 nucleotides. The record is from the annotation of a GenBank genome assembly. NCBI's taxonomy places the organism in Eukaryota, Metazoa, Cnidaria, Anthozoa, Scleractinia, Poritidae.